AUGCCGCCAAGUAAUACGGAUCAGUACAACGAGGAACCUUAUGGGCAGGACAUCGAACUCGAAUCCGUGGGAUCGCUGGACGAGGCAGAUAGCACCAAGCAUGAGCUCCCAGUUAACGCAGCCGGGGACGUACCCAAAGGACUAGUCUUCCUACUGCAUCGUGCACGCAAAGGCAAGGAUGGACAGCAAGCUUCUGGGUUGGCGUUCUCUUGUGAGAAAGACGGCGAACGGCAACAAAUCCUCUUCGCGCAAUCGCAAGGCUGGAUCGCUAAAGCCUCGAGAGAGGAGAUUGUCUUCAAGCAGGGGAACUCCCAGGGUUCUGUUGUAGGCAGCGUGAACUUCCACCACUGGCUGGUCGAUCAGAGCAAAGCCGUCGUGGUUGAGGACUCGCAAGGAAACGAGUGGAAUUUGAAAAGGACGGGGCUUGGAUCCUCACACUCCUUUGAACGUGAUGGCAAAAAGCUGUUUUGGCGUCGCGCACACGGUGCUGGCGAAGGACGGAGCAAAACGAAACGGCAUCUAGAAUGUGUCGACGAGAACGAGACAGUCUACGCAUUCUACGACAGAGGCAAAUGCUUUAGUGCAGGGCCAGACAGGGAGGUGGGACGAUUGGAGGUUCGGGUGGAGGGCUUGAGCCUAGAAUUCGCCUCGAUACUGUUGAUGACGCUCGCGGCAAUGUACGUGAAGCUGCAGAAACGGAUAGUGCAAGGUAGUCAAGCUGGUUGGGGAGGAGGACUAGGGGCGGCAGUGCUAUACAUAGUUGGCGGUUAG
Messenger RNA from Saxophila tyrrhenica, 771 nucleotides. RefSeq lists its product as uncharacterized. Lineage: Eukaryota; Fungi; Ascomycota; Dothideomycetes; Mycosphaerellales; Extremaceae. The record is from RefSeq and is a predicted model, not a curated record. The coding region runs from base 1 to 771 and encodes 256 amino acids. The transcript has a single exon.